Messenger RNA from Seminavis robusta, 1049 nucleotides. Lineage: Eukaryota; Bacillariophyta; Bacillariophyceae; Naviculales; Naviculaceae. The record is from the annotation of a GenBank genome assembly.
CGGAUGAAGGGCCAAUCCGAACACCGAAACUCGAACAUUGAUUCAAAGGUUUACGGUACAAGAUCACAGUACUGAGCUCUACAGUGGUCAAUGGGCAGUGCUUGUAAGAGAACUCUCAAGAGCACGCGGGUUCUGUGGCGGAGAGACGGUACCGUGCGACACCGAUCCUGAGCCAAAUGCGAAGUUUGGUUCUACGUCAUACGAAGCAAAAAGCGACUGUGCGUGGCCUGUCGUAGCAAAUGUACCGAGAGACAAAAAAGAGUCCUGACCCAUUGGGAAACCCUCUUCGUGAGAUCACAAAAUCAAAACUUGCCAAGUUGCCAAGCCUAUCUCACAAUUACACUUAUUUGAAGCUAAAACAACUCACACCAUGCAGCCACAACCCAUGCAAUUCAAUUCUCUCCAAGCAUCCAUGAUGUUGAAUUCCCUUGUCGCUGCUGGAUCCUUCCCUCCGCUUCAAACUCUUCCCAGAGCUGCAGCACCGGCACCAUCCUUUACCAGUGCCUUUGGUUCUGCCAUGACGACCGCUCCAAGAGUUGUCCUGGCUCCACAACAACAGCAGCAGCCCAGACGGACAUCAUUACCCACCAACUCCGCCAAAGAUGCCCUGAAACGAUCCAAGUCUUCCCACAAGAACCUCCGGUUUCUCGUUCUCAUUAAGAUCCUCCUUCAAGACUUGGAACAAUCGGGGGAUUACGCUAUGCGCUACCGGGUCAAGCAGGUUGUUCAAGAGUGCAACCGAAGACGCAAGAGCGGCGACCUAGCAUCAACCUCGCUGGAGCGAUUGGUGGAAAGUGCACUCAAAACAACUGUGGGGGAUGUUCGAUGGGGAAAAGCCAAACUCCGACUGGAUGCCAUGAUGUGCCAACGAAGACAACGCCAUUUGCGUUGAGCACUUCUGGGGUCGCUAACGCAACCAUCUAUUGAUCAGCAGUCUACAUCUCUUAAUCCUCCCUAUCAACCAUGUGAUCUUCGUCUCCUCUUACGACUACACAAGCAAAAUCAAUAGUACCGUAUUGUAACAUAUAGUAUACAUCAUUCCCGAUACC